This is a messenger RNA of Lachancea dasiensis, 372 nucleotides long. The record is from the annotation of a GenBank genome assembly. Lineage: Eukaryota; Fungi; Ascomycota; Saccharomycetes; Saccharomycetales; Saccharomycetaceae.
AUGAUUUUCAUCUGGGCUUUGUUAGCCUCUGCAGUUUCCGGCUUUUUCUUCGACUUUAACCAUGGGACACACCAGCAACAGGCGCAGAAUCCACCAGUUGAGUACGAGGACCAAUUUCUCAACAAUGCGUGCACAGAUUAUCUGUGUCCCGAUACGCUCGCAUGUGUCAAGUCUGCAGGCGAUUGUCCUUGUCCGUUUCCAAAAUCGCAAUUGCGAUGUGUCCUUCCAGAUGGACAGUACAUGUGUAUCUCCAAGCCAGCAACGCAGGACGCUGCAUUGAACGCAGUAUACGACGAUCCCGCCAAGGGCCCCAAGGCCAAAUACAAGGGCCUCAGGGACUGUGGGUGGGUUGAGGCGGCCUUCAAAGGUUAG